This is a messenger RNA of Drosophila innubila, 1827 nucleotides long. RefSeq lists its product as uncharacterized. The record is from RefSeq and is a predicted model, not a curated record. Bases 69 to 1790 code for a protein of 573 amino acids. NCBI's taxonomy places the organism in Eukaryota, Metazoa, Arthropoda, Insecta, Diptera, Drosophilidae. The transcript has 4 exons. Gene Ontology annotation, biological process: carbohydrate metabolic process.
GCUUUUAUAGCGAGCAAGUUUUAUAUAACGUUUUGAUAGUAUAAAUAAUUAUUAAACUUAUUUGAGCCAUGGACAACAUGGGAAUAUCCACGGAGCCAAGUUUUCUUGAAGUUGAGCUUCCGCAAACAUUAAUUGAAUCGCCGUCGGUAUCUACGUUUCUACCCGAUGAAGAGGCCUCCAUUUGCCCAUUGCUGUCCAGAAAUAAUGCUUUGGGUGCGGAGAUAUUAUCACAUCCCCUUAGUCCCAACGUUGUUACCAGCGAUAUUGUCUCAUCCAAUAUCAGCAGUACAGAUUGCAAGGCGGAAACGAGCUCAUCUGGUAGCAGUACCGGCAUUGCUAUGGAUGCUAUGGACACAUCGACAAACCUCUUCAACAUAGUCAACUAUCAUCAUUUACAGAGCAACAAUAUGACAAUAAAUCAGGAAUCCAGUACAAACAGAAGGAAAUCGAAGGAAACACCAAAUUUUGUAUCCUGGAACUGGCCUCUGAUCAGGAAAUGUACGUUUUUCGUAUUUCUGUCUGGAAUCCUCGCCAUGUGCUCCAUAAUUGUUGCCCAAAUUGCCAGUAUGCCAAAAUAUUGUAAUCCAAAAACUGAAUGGUACCAGGGAAGCGUCUUUUACGAGAUAAAUCCCACAACCUUUAAAGAUACAGAUAAUGAUGGAAUUGGUGAUAUCAGAGGACUAAUAAAUGGCAUUGAAUAUUUUGCUAAUUUAGGUAUUUCGGGCGUCCGUCUUAACUCAAUUUUUCCAACUGCUCAACAUGCUGAUGAGCGCUUGAAUGGAUCAUCGAUGAGAAUUAUAAGACCCGAGCUUGGGCAUUUGAGUGAUCUUUAUAAGUUGGCCAAUGACUUACAUUCUCACAAUAUGACGUUGCUUUUAGAUUUUCCACUACAACAGGUUCUCUCUGGGAGAAAUGAGAGUGAAGUUAUUGAAUUAAUUGGAGAUUCUUUAGAUCAUUGGAUUAGGCAGGGGGUAAAUGGUUUUUAUUUGAAGGGAUUGGGAUCAUUAGACAAGAAUGUGGCAUUAGUAAAGUGUUUAGCUUCGUGGAAACGUAUACUUGGCAAGGAUCGAGUUCUAAUUGUUGAAGAAUCUCUGCUGAAAGUAACACCAAAGUCAAACGCAUCUUUAAUUUUCGAAUACAUCGAUUUGGUUGACGUUGUUUUAAAUGUUACAAGUGACACGCACACAAUUAAGAAACGUAUGGAGAAUGUUUUGGCACAAAUGCCUUCUGGCGAUGACACCACCUGGAUUCAUUGGUCAAUUGGAGAACACGAUUUGGAUGAAGUCAAUAUGCCGAAAAAGAUAUUUGCAGCUACACUUAUGCAGCUUACCUUGCCUGGAACUCCAAAUAUUUUGCACUCAAAUCAGAUCUUAAUUGCUCAGAAUCAUGACUUGAAUUAUUCAGAUCAGUUCCUAGAAGCUUGGAGUCACAUUGAUGUAGACUUCAAAUCAUACCAUAGCCUAAUAACGAUUAAGAACAUGAUUGAACUGCGAUCACGAUCCCCAUCGAUUUACAAGAAUUUCAUCUGCAAGGCAAAUAGCAAUAAGUCGAACACUCAAAUACUACUUAAUAAUGAAGCCAAAAAGCCAAUAUUAAUAGUAGUACGCAAUUAUCCAAGAAAAUUCUCAUUUGUUUCAAUCACAAAUUUGCAAAGUUCGAAAAUUGAAGUAGACUUAACAUCGAACUUUUACAGUGGAAUUCGAAUGCUCAGUGAAUCGAAUGAAACAAUCUAUUUUAAAAAAUUCCAGAUUGAUUUAUUAGAGACAAUUGUUGUAAAAUUAAAUAAGUAAGAAUUGGUUGAAAUGUAUGUAUAUAUUUAUAUACUAA